This is a messenger RNA of Ogataea philodendri, 570 nucleotides long. RefSeq lists its product as uncharacterized. The transcript has a single exon. The record is from RefSeq and is a predicted model, not a curated record. Lineage: Eukaryota; Fungi; Ascomycota; Pichiomycetes; Pichiales; Pichiaceae. The coding region runs from base 1 to 570 and encodes 189 amino acids.
AUGAUGUUUCCAAGAAGAAGCUUUCCCGAUGAUGAGACGUGUUUGUCAUCUCCUUCAAGCUACUUGAGAUAUCAACCUGUCGAAUACGAUCCUUCCAUCGACCCAACAAACAUGGAACAGUAUCAACCAAAGGUGUACAAGGUGGAAUCCGAAUACAGAAAGAUUGACGCUGAGGAGGAGACGAACGAGAAAACAGCCUUGGAAGUUGAGAAACAGCCUGAGUACCCUCCCGCAUACUCAGAUGUUUACGCUUUAAACGACACCAAGGAGUCUCAACAUGACACUGUGGCUCCUGCGCCAAAAUACGGUUCUUUCCAAAGGGUGCUCAGAUUGAUGGUGGUACUGUUUUUGUUGAUUACGCUUCUAGACUCUGUGCUCAGAGUAGCUUUUGACUGCGAGGCCGAAAUGUCGAACGAUGCCAUGGUCAACAAGGGUAACAUCGCGCUGGUUAGAUACCAAGAUGAACAGAUGCAAGAGAUUUACAUCGAGAUACUCCCGAUUGAAAUCGCGUUCGAGUCAGAGUCCUUGACAGUGGAUCAAAUUAACGACACGCCCAAACUGUUGCAAUAA